Molecule: messenger RNA, 2138 nt
Organism: Petromyzon marinus (sea lamprey)
Lineage: Eukaryota; Metazoa; Chordata; Hyperoartia; Petromyzontiformes; Petromyzontidae
Gene: NUP37
Product: nucleoporin 37
Cellular component (GO): nuclear pore outer ring
Molecular function (GO): protein binding
Source: RefSeq, a predicted model, not a curated record
AACGCAAGCGAUCGUCAUCAGGAGGAUGCGACUUUACCGAAAGACCCAGAGAAUAUCAAUACUGUAUACGGUGUUUAACGUUAUAACUGAGAAACGAAGGCAGCUGCCGUGGUGCAUUGUUCAGCGCGCUAGCAUUGCGAUCCAGAGCGCGCCGGUUCGAUCCAUCCUCCCGGCACGGCAGGAUGCCUGUCGGGGCAGGCGGUGCGUCCUGCGUGGUGCAGCUGGAGGAGCGCGUUCACGUCGUGGAGUUCAGUCCGUUCCCCCGCAGCGCUGGGCUCAUCGCCGUGGGCUGCGGCGCUCUUAUCACCCUCGGAGCAUGCUCGCUGCAGAUCCGGCCGGGUGGCGCAGCGGAAGAGCGGGCGGCUUGCAAUCGAAUUGUUGAGGAAGAGGGUCUUGUGUUCACCCGCAUGAAGUCCUACGAGGGUGGCGCUCGCGUGCACGCGCUCGCGUGGAGCCCUGACACGCACCUGGGUCCCCACCCCCAAAUGAUCAGGUUCUGCUCAGCCACUGCUGACAAGAAGAUCCGCGUGUACCGCUCAGACCUGCAAGGGAGCGAGGAGGUGCAGGAGCUAGAGGGACAUAACGCGUACGUGAAUGCAGUGGCGUUCGAGCCGACCGACGGGCAUCUUCUCGCAAGCGUCUCCGACGACAACACGUGCCGGAUCUGGGAUGACUCUGGUGACCAGCAAGUCUGCCUCCCGCUGCUCUCCCCUGGCGCCAGUGUGUGCUGGAGUUCCGCAGAGCCUGACAAGCUGCUGGUGGGCGAGCGUGGCGGCCGCGUGCAGGUCUACAGCACGAGGAGCUGGGCCACGCUGCUCUCCCUGGACUGUGGGGCCCCCAGCCGACCCCUCAUGAUGGCCGACUGGAGCCCCCUGGACCCGGUGUCUGUUGGCGCCGUGGCAGGGGCCGACUGGCUCCUGUGGGACUCGUCACGUGGCAGCUGGCCCGUGGAGCGUAAGCCAGCGCACCUGGAGGGCGCCUCCCAGUUUCGUUGGUGCCGUACGGUGGGGGGCGUAUUUGCCACCACAAGUCCCCCUGGACGGCUGAGUGGAACGCUGCUCAUUCACAACCUGGCACACGUACAGCCGGCGCUGGAGAGCAAGGUGCCAGCGCUGUCGGGCCUGAGCUGGCACCCACAGCUGCCUCUGUGCGCCUGUGGUUCUGACCGCAGCCUCUGCUUCUGGCUGCUGGAGCUGUGAGCCCUGGUGGCCAAGGCCGGGCGCCUCACGUAGAAUCUGCUCAACGAACGAUCGCCCGUGAAACAAGAGCUUAGCAGCACGUGGCUCAUGCUUCCUCUUGAUCUCUUCUCUGAAACCAAACCUGAAAAGUUAAGAGCCUCAACCAGAGGUCAAGUGAGGGGGUUAGUUGAAGGGCUAGCUCUAAUUGCCUAGUUGAUAAGGAUUAAAGGUAGCAAUCGUACCAGUGGCCGGUUGAGUUUGUUUGGGGUAAAGCUGAUUGGUUGGCUCAUGGGUAAGUGUUAUGCAUUGGGGAAAAUGUUGACUUGGUUAUCAUGCAAUCCAGCUGGCUCAAUGGUUGAGUAAGCAGCUGGAAGGUUGUGAUUUCAAAUACUCUGAGCGUUGACUCCGGCCCUUCAUUCCCCUUUGGACCAAAAUGAGCAACACGAUGUGAGGAAAUUUUGAUUUAAAGCUUUCGUGACUGCAGGGAUUCAUAUUCUUGGUUCUUUCGGUAAAGUUCUUUCGGUAAAGUCAAAUAAUAAAAAUAUUUUUUUAUUAUAAUUUUUAUUAUUAUUAUUUUAUUGUUUCCCUUCUACGUGACUUACUUUACCGAAAGAACCAAGAAUACGAUGUGGGGAAGUUAACAGUAGUUGUCCUGCGGAGGAGAGGCUCGCCUACGACACUGGGAAUGUGGAAUUUACGCCACUAUCUCAGGGCUCCAAUAAAUGGCGUUUUCAUUUUCAGCUGCUUUUCAUUUGCCAGGAUUCGGAUGUUGCCAAGUGAGCCAAAGCACGCCGCCAUGCCUGUUGCCCAGGUUGUGUUUGUGAUAAAGGCCUCGGUGCAUUUCUGCCAAAAAUCCGACAAAGAGGAACAUUUUCCAAUGAAUUAAUCGUGUGACCCUGUUCGUGUGCAGUGCCUUCACUUUGUGCCGUGUUUUCAAUAAACGCCAACAUUUCUAUGGGA